Molecule: messenger RNA, 1037 nt
Organism: Xenia sp. Carnegie-2017
Lineage: Eukaryota; Metazoa; Cnidaria; Anthozoa; Malacalcyonacea; Xeniidae
Product: reticulon-1-A-like
Exons: 11
Coding region: 462-932 (156 amino acids)
Source: RefSeq, a predicted model, not a curated record
CAUAAUUUUGCGAAAACGACUGUUUUGGACUUGAAAGCGAAACGAUCUUGCGCAACGUGGAAGGCAAAUUGUACAUCACAAAGUUGAGAAGCACAUGUUCAUCUUUGAUAUUGUAAAAGAUAACAUUGAAAUUAUCAUACAAAUCUGAAUUGAAGCUGUCUCUGUCUGAAUUGAGAGGAAAUUCAAUCCUUUGAGUCGUUUCUAUACCUGUGUUUAAAGAUGUCCGUUGUUGAUAUUCUUCUCUGGAGGAUCCAAGGAAAACAGGCCUAAUUUUCGUUUCCUUGCUCUUGCUAUUGUAUAGUUUUCAACAUUUUACAGUUGUCACCGUGAUCACUUAUCUAUUGAAGAUAUCUUUAUUACCAACGUUGUUGUUUCGUCUGGCAAUUAGUCUUAAAGCUGCCGUGACAAAAACAGAAUGCGAACACCCUUUCAAGGAGUUGCUGGACACGAAUAUCGACGUCAUGAUUUAUGGCUCGACAAGCGACAAGGGAAUGCCACAGGCGUUGAAAAUAUUCUUAAAUGAAUGUCGUCGCAUAUUGCUAGUUGAAGAUGUAAUUGAUACUGUUAAGGUUUUGAUUAUUGUGCAUUUGUUGUCCUAUCUGGGAGACUGGUUCAGUGGGUCAACAUUGUUGUAUAUGUGUGUGUUUGUUGCAUUUACUAUUCCAAAGUUUUAUGAUGUUUAUCGGCAAGAAAUUUUGAGAAUUUUGGAAAAGGCAACCAAUGUUAUGGAAGAUGCUAAAGACAAAAUUUUAUCAUUCAUUCCAUCAAAGAGUAAAUCGCCAUCUUGGAAAAAAGAAAACGGCAUAAAAACAUCAAGAAUUCAGAUUUAUAUGGAACGUUUUUUGGUUUUUGUCCAGUGCUGUACCUCUACAUUUAACAGAAGGGGGCUCUUUUGGCGAGAGAGAAGCCGUGAAAUCAGUAAAAAAAAUUGACUUAUACAAACAGUCAUACUGCGUUAUAUGGGAGCGGGUUCAAUAGAUUAAAAGUUUAAAAACUGUUCUAAAGCUGUCAACAUAAUAAAAGAUUUAAGAAACAUA